Molecule: messenger RNA, 330 nt
Organism: Anisakis simplex (herring worm)
Lineage: Eukaryota; Metazoa; Nematoda; Chromadorea; Rhabditida; Anisakidae
Source: the annotation of a GenBank genome assembly
AUGGAUGAAGCUGAUCAUUACGAGACGUUAGGUUCUAGUACUGGUGAUGUAAGCGAACGCCCUCCUCCUCCUGCGGAUUCUCCUGGUGGACUACCUCCAACUCCAGGCACCUCAACGACACUCUCCGAUAAACAGCAAUCAACAGGAACAGAUAAGGAGCUCAAAUCUUUCCGUAACAACAUGAAGUCGUUUUCAGCUGAAGCAUUAAGAAGUCGGAAUCAUGCCCAGUUGCAGUGUAUGGUGGUAUCAUUCACAGCGUUUUGGUCACUAUUAGCUGUUUUGAUCUCAAUGAUUGUUUUAGCCGUCAAUAAAACCAAACUGUUUUUGUAG